Messenger RNA from Metschnikowia bicuspidata var. bicuspidata NRRL YB-4993, 585 nucleotides. RefSeq names its product sphingolipid homeostasis protein (gene ORM1). The transcript has a single exon. Gene Ontology annotation, biological process: intracellular sphingolipid homeostasis; ceramide metabolic process; negative regulation of ceramide biosynthetic process. NCBI's taxonomy places the organism in Eukaryota, Fungi, Ascomycota, Pichiomycetes, Serinales, Metschnikowiaceae. Bases 1 to 585 code for a protein of 194 amino acids. Gene Ontology annotation, cellular component: endoplasmic reticulum membrane. The record is from RefSeq and is a predicted model, not a curated record.
AUGAGCAGCCCUAAACGAGGUAGUGUUGGUGAUAAGGAUGGGCUUCUUACGCCCACCCCCUCACACACACACGGAGUUAACACGAGAAAAAGAAGAUCCUCUUCUUUGAUUCAGCAUCUUGAGCCUGAUACAUUGGACACGAAGAUUGAUCAGUCCUUGAAUCCAAACUUAAAUGCUGACUGGGUCCAUUACAAAGGCGCUUGGGUGAUACACAUAGUUAUCAUCAUAUUUUUGAUGUUAUUUUAUGAUGUUAUAACCGCUCAUGACAAUGACUGGAGAUGGACGAUGACCAAUGUUACAUACAACAUUGGUUCAUACAUCAUGUUUCACCAAGUCAAAGGAACGCCUUUCGAGUUCAACUCUGGCGCAUACGACAACUUGACUAUGUGGGAGCAGAUCGACAAUGGUGAUCAGUACACGCCCACGAAGAAGUUUUUGAUGAUGGUUCCUAUUGCGCUUUUUCUACUCAGCACGCAUUACACAAAUUAUAAUUUGUAUCUGUUUACUAUUAGCGGCAUCAGCUGUUUGUGUGUGGUGGUACCGAAAUUGGCAAUCUCUCACAGAUUACGAGUCACCCUAUAUUAG